Molecule: messenger RNA, 3110 nt
Organism: Podarcis raffonei (Aeolian wall lizard)
Lineage: Eukaryota; Metazoa; Chordata; Lepidosauria; Squamata; Lacertidae
Product: kinesin-like protein KIF28
Exons: 22
Coding region: 21-3071 (1016 amino acids)
Biological process (GO): cytoskeleton-dependent intracellular transport; microtubule-based movement
Cellular component (GO): kinesin complex; microtubule
Molecular function (GO): ATP binding; microtubule binding; microtubule motor activity
Source: RefSeq, a predicted model, not a curated record
GCAGCAGAUGUGUGAUUUCUAUGAAUUGCAGCACUACAAGCAUACAUGAUCCCAGGAAUCCAAGCCAUGUGAAAACGUUUACCUUUGACCUGGCGUAUUGGUCACACAAUGGAUUUUUAAAGGACCAAGAUGGCAAGCUAAUUUCAGCUGGGCCAAACAGCAAAUAUGCGGGACAGAAGGAAGUUUUCCGUGACCUUGGGCAGGGAGUUCUAGACAGUGCUUGGCAAGGUUACAAUGCUACCCUCUUGGCUUAUGGUCAGACUGGCUCAGGGAAGAGCUAUUCCAUGAUUGGAUAUGGUACAAACAGAGGCAUAAUCCCAGUGGUGUGUGAAGAGCUCUUUAAAACAAUUCAAAACCAAGAGCAGAACAAGCAAUAUCAGGUUACAUUUAGCAUGCUGGAAAUUUACAAUGAACAGGUUAUAGACUUGCUCUCUAAAAUCAAGAAGCGGGGUGGACUCAAGUUACGGGAAGAUCAACAGCAAGGCUUCUAUGUGGAUGGCUUGAAACUGGUGCCCUGCGACAGUUAUGCACAGAUUGAGAGGUUAAUGGAACAAGGUACCAAAAUAAGAACCACUGCUUCAACCAGCAUGAAUGCCACCAGCAGUCGCUCUCACAUGGUCAUCACCAUUCAGUUCAAACAGAUUUUUCUUAGAGAAGACAUCACUAAGCAAUCCAUUAUAAAUCUGGUAGACUUGGCUGGAAGUGAAAGACAAAAAUCAUCAGGAUCUGAAGGAGACAGGCUGAGGGAAGGGUCACGUGUAAAUCUAAGUUUGACCACCUUGGGAAAUGUUAUCAGUGCCCUGGCUGAGGCUGCUGUAGGGAAGAAAGUACUGCACGUCCCUUAUAGAGAUUCAGUUCUUACAAAACUCUUGCAAUCUGCUUUGGGAGGAAACAGCAGAACUAUUAUGAUUGCAGCUAUUAGUCCGGCAGACAUGUGUUAUGAGGAGACGCUGUCAACUUUGCGAUAUGCUGAGAGAACCAAAAAGAUAAAGAACAAAGCUGUGAUAAAUGCAGGUCCAACUGCGAAACUGAUAAAUGAGCUGAAGGCAGAAAAUUGUCAUCUGUUGUCCAGAUUGUCAGGCCUUGGAAACUCUGGUAAAACGGUAGCAGAUGAAACAAAAGAGCUUCGCUGUUUGCUAGCUGAAAAUGAGCUGCGGAUUCAAGCCAUUCAGGCUACCUGGGAAUAUCGUCUGGAAGAAGCCCGGAAAGAAUGGGAGCAGCAAUAUGCUGCAGUAACUCAGGAAAGAUGGAUGAUGGAGACAUGUCCUUAUCUUGUGAAUAUCAAUGAAGACCCUCAGCUUUCGGGCGUUCUCAAAUAUUUCAUUCAAGACGGUUCUUCAGAUGUUGGUCAGUCAUCCUCAAAUGCAAUAACUCUCCGAGGUUUAGGCAUUUUGGAUAAGCAUGCAACAUUCACAAAUGCUGAUGGUAAAGUUACUAUAACACCUCGGGAUAAGUGUAAAGUCAUUGUUAAUGGUGUCCCCAUUGCUGUGAAAACUAAACUGCAGCAUCUGGACCGUAUUAUUUUGGGGUCAAAUAGUGCCUAUCUCUACAUUGGACCACCUUCAGAUCGCACCAGCGAGGACCUGACCAGAUACGAUUAUGAUUUCAUUCAGUCAGAGUUGGCAGCAGCAGAAGGUUUCAGUGUAGAUAAACUUGGUGCUGCAAACAGGAAGGAUGGGAAGCCAGAUCCCAGCGUCCUUGCUGUGUUCCAUGAUUAUCUUAAGUUAAUGCCUUUGGUUGCUGAAGCCAAUCAAAUGAGUGUGGAGCUGAGGAAGGACCUAAUUUUGGAACUGAAAGUGAAAAAUUUGGCUUCCUCUGACUCUAGAGGCUAUGAUCUGCAAAAGGAGAUCAUAGUUAAAGUGGCGCACAAAGUUACAAACCAGAUAUGGGUUUGGUCAAAACCCAAGUUCAUCAACAGAAAGUUUUUAAUGGAAGAGCUCUAUCAGCGUUUCUUAGAUGGAGAAGAUGUGCAGGUUGACAAAGAAAGCGAUCCAUUCUGGGAUCCCGUGGAAGUAAUCCAUUUAGGAUCUGCUCACAUCUGGCUCCAGUCCCUUGCUUAUUGCAUGAAACUUGAGGAACAAACAGAACUCCUGAAUUCUGAAGGAAUGGAGGAAGCCAUUAUACUUACCAAUAUCAUUCCAUGCUCUCCAAAUGGCAGAGCCUUUGGAGAGGACGAUAUGGUCAUUGAUCCUUUGGAAUUGCUGGGCAAAAGAAUUGAUUUCCAAAUUCACAUUUUACAAUGCCUUGGAGUCAAAUGGAUAAAAGAAGUGGCACAGAGAGGGAUUCAGAUUGGAUAUAAAUUUUAUGAUCUCCCAUGCUCAUUAUACACAAAGCCUGUUUGGAAAAAUGUGAACCCGAAGAUAGAAGAGCUAGUAAAAUUUUCAACCCUUAAUAUGUCCCAUGAUUUUUUGAACUAUUUGCAGAAAAAUGCUCUGAUUGUUGACUUGUGGGGGCUUCAAGAAGGAUGUGCGCAACUGGAUUCCUCUCGGCAAGACAUGGCAUUAACAAGGGAGAGCUCUAUUAUCAUUGAUAAUCCCAGAGCCGAGGUUCUGAGACACACCAGUCUGGACACAGAAAACCAGAUUGCUGAACUUUACCAAAAGCUGUUAAAACUAGAGCAAGAGACUGAACUGCUUAGAGAUAUUAACAGAGCUCUAAGGGAAGAAAAUGUACUUCUGAAGGAUAAAUUGAAAGCGUGCGAGAUUGAAACCCAUAAAAGUAAGAUCUCAAAAUCUCCUACAAAACCCCAAGCUGCUAAGGUAACUCAAUCAGCGUCAAAAGAUUCUCGCCCAGUUUGCAAUUCUCGGAUGAGCUGCGAUGCAGAAUUUGCUAAAGCCCUCAAAGCCUUCUACCAGAAUAUGAAUGUGAUCAGAGGCCAGUUUUUGAAAAUAAAGCACUGCAGAGCUCCGGAAGAAGAUAAUGUGCAACUACUUCGACAUUUUGCUGAGAGACAGUCACACAUGUUAAAGGACUUUGGAGAGCAACUUGAGUCAAGUAUAAGUAAACUGAAAAAUGAUGUUGCUUUGAUAGUUAAAAAGAAACGGGAGAGGCUAGGUUGCAGCAAACCAUAAAGUCAUUGUACGAAAUAAAACAGUAGUGUUUCAGUAUAA